Molecule: messenger RNA, 4199 nt
Organism: Stegostoma tigrinum
Lineage: Eukaryota; Metazoa; Chordata; Chondrichthyes; Orectolobiformes; Stegostomatidae
Gene: gaa2
Product: alpha glucosidase 2
Exons: 20
Coding region: 266-3043 (925 amino acids)
Biological process (GO): carbohydrate metabolic process
Molecular function (GO): carbohydrate binding; alpha-1,4-glucosidase activity
Source: RefSeq, a predicted model, not a curated record
UGAUGAUCCCAGCAGAGGGCACUGUAUGAUGUGUACAUGGGAGAGAGUUUCAAAGCAGUGUUGAAAAGCUUUUCUAAGGGUAAAAGGUUGAAACAGCACGGGAAGAGGCAGGGUGAAAAACACACAAAACUGUUGGCUUUCUAUCUGCAAGAUUCAGAGGACCUCUUCAUCCAGUAACAACAAGUGAAGGUUGGUGAGAAGGCUAACGAGAGGGAGUUCCUGUUGAAUCUCUUGGUGGGUGAAGAGGGGGUGAAAUUCUCACCACAUGGCCGAAGGAACUGCAUUGCAGGGCAGUAAACAACGACACUGGUACCUGUGGGCGUCCAUUCCCACUGUGAUACUUCUUCUCGGAUUAAGUGCCACCUGGGACCGAUGCUGGACAAUUGGGCCUUCAGCCAGCAGAUGGACAGAGGGUCCAGAGAGGAAAAUACGUCAUGUGCUUCCCCAGAAUAUGCAGGAGGAUGGAUGGAAAGAUCUGGACAGCUGCUCUGGGAUCCUGGAAGGUCAUAGGUUUGACUGUUACCCCGAAAGGGACCGAGUGGUCACCCGGGAGCUGUGUGAGCAGCGUGCAUGCUGUUUUAUCCAGGUACCCCCAAAUCUAGCCGGGGUACCAUGGUGCUUCUACCCACCCGACUUUCCAAGUUACACCCUGAGGAACCAGACUCCCACAGAGCUGGGCGAAGCUGGAGAGCUGCUGCGAUGGAAUAAAACCUACUACCCACGGGAUGUUUUCAAACUUCAUCUCAAUGUGAUGUUUGAAGCCAACAACAGACUUCACAUCCAGAUAAAUGAUUCCUCCAACCCACGAUAUGAGGUCCCCAUCGAUGUUCCCAAAGCAACGCGAAAAGCUAAGAAUCCAUUGUAUACCGUGGAAUAUUCUGAGGAUCCAUUUGGAAUCAUUGUGAAGAGGACAUCCACAGGAACAGUGCUGUUAAACACCACCGUGGCUCCUCUGUUCUUUGCUGACCAGUUCCUACAAGUGUCGACCUCGCUGCCUUCAGUUUACAUCUACGGCCUUGGGGAACACCAGGCCGGCUUCCUGCAGAGCGUCCAAUGGAACACUCUGACCUUCUGGGCCCGUGACAGUGUGCCAAGGGAGUCUGCUAAUCUCUAUGGGGUCCACCCCUUUUACCUGUCUCUGGAGCCCAAUGGAAUGUCACAUGGUGUUUUCCUCCUCAACAGCAAUGCAAUGGAUGUGGUUCUCCAGCCUGCUCCUGCCCUGACCUGGAGAACUAUUGGAGGGAUCCUCGACUUCUAUGUAUUCAUGGGCCCUGACCCCAACUCGGUCAUCCAGCAGUACCUAGAGGUCAUCGGUUUGCCAGCGAUGGUGCCUGCUUGGGGCCUUGGAUUCCAUCUCUGCCGCUGGGGAUACGGAUCAAGUAACGCCACGUGGGAGAUGGUGAAACAGAUGAGAAAAGCUGGCAUACCCCAGGAUGCUCAGUGGAAUGAUAUUGAUUACAUGAUGGAUUAUCGAGAUUUCACCGUUGACCCUCAGAACUUUGCCACACUUCCUCAGAUGGUUGCAGACUUGCACUCCCAUGGGCAGCAAUACAUCAUGAUUGUGGACCCAGCAAUCAGCAGUGUUCAGCCACCAGGUUCUUACUGGCCAUAUGAUGAAGGCCUAAAGCAAGAAGUUUUUAUCAACAAUGUGUCUGGAAGCCCUCUGAUCGGACAGGUUUGGCCUGGAUUGACGGCAUUCCCUGAUUUCACAAAUCCCAACACGCACGUGUGGUGGUUCCAGAACCUGUUGCAGUUGCAUAAAGUUGUGCCCUUCGAUGGGCUCUGGAUUGAUAUGAAUGAGCCCUCAAGCUUUGUGGAUGGAUCAGAGACUGGUUGUCCUUCGAAUGAGCUUGAAAAUCCACCAUUCGUUCCAGGUGUGUUAGGUGGCACUUUACGCAGUCAAACCAUUUGUGCCUCAGCAAAACAGAGUGCAUCAACGCACUAUAACGUACACAGUCUGUAUGGGCUUAUGGAGGCCAAAGCCUCUGCAAGUGCUUUAGUUAAAAUCCGUAAGAAACGCCCAUUCGUAAUUUCCCGAUCAACAUUCCCGAGUCAAGGCAGGUAUUCUGGACACUGGCUGGGAGACAAUGAGAGUAAAUGGAAGGACAUGUACUUUUCUAUUGCAGGCAUUCUGAAUUUCAAUAUGUUUGGAAUUCCUCUUGUGGGAGCAGAUAUUUGUGGAUUUAGGGGGAGCACCACUGAGGAAUUGUGUAUCAGGUGGAUGCAACUUGGUGCCUUCUAUCCAUUCUCCCGAAACCACAAUACAGAAAACGAGAAGGGUCAGGACCCUAUAGCUUUCAGUGAAUCUGCUCAGGAAGCAAUGAAACGUGCUCUCUUUAUCCGCUACUCGCUGCUCCCGUACCUCUACACGCUUUUCCAUCACUCUCAUGUUUUUGGAGAAACAGUUGCCAGAGCCAUUCUCUUUGAGUUUCCUGAAGAUCGAAACACUUACUCCAUCGACAAACAGUUUUUGUUGGGCAGCUACCUCCUCAUUAGCCCGGUGUUACAACCAGGGGCAGUCACUGUGACGACAUAUUUCCCCAGAGGAGUUUGGUACGACUUUUACACAGGUUCAGCCCUUCAUAGCACAGGAGAAUAUGUCAAACUUUCUGCCCCUCUGGACACCAUCAACCUACAUCUUCGGGAGGGAGCUAUUGUUCCCACACAGGAACCUGCCACAACCAUCUGGGUGAGUAGUGGGAACCCUCUUCACCUGUUGGUGGCCCUAUCCCAGAAUGCAUCAGCAAAAGGCUGCCUCUUUUGGGACGAUGGGGAGAGCCUGGAUACCUACGAGAGAAACGAUUACACUUACAUUGAAUUUGCUGUGGAGAAGAACCGUCUGAUCUCCAGAGUGGUACAUGUGAACAUUGAGGCUACUUACAUCAAGGUGAACACCUUAAGUGUCUAUGGGGUCACAUUUCGGCCAUCGAAGGUUAUCGUAAAUCAGCAGCCAGCUUCCUUUUCCUAUUCUUUGAAUAAGGUUCUGACGGUUGACAAUCUCUAUCUCCCCCUUGAGAAAGAGUUCCACAUCUCAUGGUCAUAACAUCUUGGAGAAAACUUCAAAGUGAGAAUGCCUCCUGCUAGGCAGACCAGGCCUGUGCUUGCCUCCCUGUAUGAAGUAAUACGUAACUUCCUGGAAAUAUACAGCAAGCCAAUUGACAACUGACAACAGAAAACCAAUGUGGGCUUUUAGGUAUGCACAUUUCUUUAAAGAGGCCCAUUCUAUGCAAACAUACUCCUAAACAAAUUAGAUUUCAGCUAGUGUCUUUAAUCAAAUCAGGACGUCCUACAGCCAGUAAGUUUUGAAAAUCUAUUUUUAAUUUUUACUCAUGUUGUCUGGUCUCUGGUGUCUUUCCGGAAUCUGUGGUUUUUACUUCAGGUUCUGGUCCUUUGAUCCCUUAUUUAGCAUUACCUCCUUAUUGCCCUUUCUGCAUCAAAUUAUGUUUGAUUUAACUCUGUGCUGUUUAACCUGACGAUCUCCUGAGUGCUGUUUUCUUUAAUUGAAUUCUUCUUGCUACAUUGUGUGUUAACACUGUAGGAUAUUGAGGUGAUUCUGGUGUUAAUGUGUAAAAUGAGGCCUUUAGGCAACCUACAGUGUAAGUGAGAAUAAAUGAAAACCUUUUGUCUUCCAUUCGUCAGAACAUAUGGAAGGAAGUCAAAUUUCAGAAGGAGCAACAAUUUGCAUUGCAUGAAAAAGGUUACUGAUUGGUCAGAUUUGAUUAGCUGAGGUGUUGUCAUAAAGAAUGCAUUACCAAUUUAAUUUCAGUCAGGCUCAAUGUAGCUCAUUUUGACUCAUCUGAAUUUUUAUAUAUUCAUAUACAGCAGCUUGUCCUCUGCUAGAGAAGGAAUUUGUCUAGGCAUUACAUAUUUAUUGAAUGAAACACUUAUAUGGGCAGCUGAUAUGUGCAUCUCCAUGGCAAUGCCUCAAACAAUCAGCAACCGUUUAGUAGGCGAUAUAAAUUGCUGUACCAUUUGAAAUUUGGUAUUCUUGCAUCAGUCCUGAUGAGCGCAAGUUGUAAAGCUGUGACAAUGUAUGACUUUAUAGCAGUUCUACUGAUUUACUACCAAUCAGUUCAAUCUCUGUCCUUGUGGUGACUUACUUGCUAAAACAUAACUUGUGUAAACACUGCAUCAAAUAGGAAAAGAUCUCUUGUUUUGUUUUAAAAAAUGAAAUAAACAUUUCAAGUAGAUACACUACA